Messenger RNA from Periconia digitata, 479 nucleotides. NCBI's taxonomy places the organism in Eukaryota, Fungi, Ascomycota, Dothideomycetes, Pleosporales, Periconiaceae. The record is from the annotation of a GenBank genome assembly.
GUAUAAUGAGGAAGCAAAAGGGAGGUUGGAGUGGUUAUGUAUGUCCAAAAAGCACUGUGCGGUCUCAGACAAUCCUUUCAUACACCAAGCCGUCAUCUAGGUUUCCACCACGAUUCUCCACGAUUUUUUUCGUUGCUUUUGACCUGGCAUCGUUCUUGAUCCAGCUCUUGGGUGGUUCGUUCAUGACAACAGCUAAUCGAAACCAGAAACUCAGCCCAAAUGAGCGAGAAGAGCAGCGGAAUAAUGGACGCAAUAUACUCCGAUUCGGGUUAUUCCUUCAAGUCAUCCGCUUUUCCUUGUUUGCGUUAGUCACAGUUCAAUUCAUCAUCGUCAGUCGACACUGGGAUGGAUGUAUCGACCGGCGUAUCUCAUCUUCGAUGAGUUGGAUACGCCUGAACUGGGCCGUCACCACGUCUGCUUUCUUGAUUCUUGUAUGCCAUCAUCCCACAUCUCUUACUUCGCUAACCCGAGCCUCCUAG